AAAAGGGUUUAAAAUGUUUGAAAUAAUUAAUUAAAUGAUUAUGAUUUAUAAAAAACACAAAUAGUUUUGCUCAAAGUUUACAUUUUGUUCUUGUUAAUUAUGAAUACUUUAUUUGGCCAUAAGUUAUAUUGGAAGUGCAUGACAAUUUUGUUAAUAUUCUGUAUUGUAAGAAUACAUUCCUCUAAUCCAGAAGACUUUUGUUUUAAAAAUGAACAAAAUUGUUCCCUAAGCUCAAAGCGAUAUUUACUAUAUGAUGUUAACAGACCUGAAGGAUUCAAUCUAAGAAGAGAUGUCUAUAUGCGUCUUGCUGUCUUAGCACAUAAAAUGAAACAAUCAUCCAAUAGUGAAUUGAAUUCAUUUUCUUUAGUGCUCCCUCCAUGGUCACACUUAAUUCACUGGACUUAUAGAGACUACCCUGAGCAAAUCCCAUGGGGACUUUAUUUUGAUGUAGAGAGUCUAAAAAAAUUUGCGCCUGUAAUAGAAAUGUAUGAAUUUUUUGAUAUAUAUCCAAAUAAAUACACCAAAGUAGUUAUUGAUGAAGUAUAUAACCUCCAACAUUUUGAAGAUAUGUUCGAAACUGGAAAUUUCGAAGAAAGAAUGAAUAUUGAAAAAUGCCAAAGAACACAUGAUAAAACUUAUUUAUUUUACAAGAAUAUAACAGCUAAAGACGUUAAAUGCUUGUCUUAUCAUGGACCAGCCACGAAACUGACAGAAUUGUUUGUAAACACUAGUGCCAAGAUUAUACUACUAAACCAUGCAGAGGUAACACUUCAUGAUUUUUUUGGAAGCAAAUUAUAUUGGGAAGCUAGAAGAAGUAUGAGAUUUAGCAAGGAACUGAAACUAAUUGCAAAUGAAUUUAGGAAAACUGUUCUAAAUUCAACAGAUGCAUCAGAUAACACUCUUCUUCCUGAAAUGUGGACUGAUGAAAAACCAAAGCGAAACGCAAUUGGAGGACCAUAUGUAGGCAUACAUCUAAGAAGAAGAGAUUUCGUUAGAAAUCGACCAACAGAAGCACCAUCUCUUCAAAAAGCCGCUGAUCAAAUCAAGAAGGUUUUAAAUAACCUCGAUUUAAAAACUGUAUUUGUUGCCACCGAUGGUACUCAGGAAGAGUUCAACGAUUUAACAAGUUUUCUUCAAGGAUACAACGUAGUGAAAUACAGCGCGCCUUCUAAAAUAGAGAAAAAAUACAAAGACGGUGGUUUGGCAAUUAUUGAUCAAAUAAUCUGCUCUUAUGCUAGGUAUUUUAUUGGAACCCAUGAAAGCACAUUCUCGUUUCGAAUUCAAGAAGAGAGGGAAAUUUUAGGUUUCCCAGUAGAUACUACAUACAACGUUUUUUGUACCGGUAGUGGUUGUCAGAAGCCUUCAGUUUGGGAAAUAGUUUAUUAAUAAUUACCAUCUCAUUAAAUAGGAUUUUAGAAUUUAACAGUUAGCUCUCUUGUUGUGUAUAUAUGAUUAGC
Molecule: messenger RNA, 1457 nt
Organism: Diabrotica balteata
Lineage: Eukaryota; Metazoa; Arthropoda; Insecta; Coleoptera; Chrysomelidae
Source: the annotation of a GenBank genome assembly